Molecule: messenger RNA, 2183 nt
Organism: Pristis pectinata (smalltooth sawfish)
Lineage: Eukaryota; Metazoa; Chordata; Chondrichthyes; Rhinopristiformes; Pristidae
Product: steryl-sulfatase-like
Exons: 10
Coding region: 368-2149 (593 amino acids)
Molecular function (GO): arylsulfatase activity
Source: RefSeq, a predicted model, not a curated record
CGCAGGUAAUGCUCCACGGCAGGGUGGUCAGUGUUUCCCCCUCCCUCCUCCUCCUCGAUCUGCAAAACAGCAUUUUGCUGAAGCUCCCUGACUUGCCUCCCCGACCCUGCUCGGUGAGUGAAGCUGAACGAGCUGCCCAUCAGCUUAAUCUGAUCGUGAACAAGCUGACAAACCUUUAAUAGCUGAAAUGGCUGUUACCUAAUUUAUAAAUUCGGUAAUAAUACCGCUGUUGUAUCAAGGAACUUGUGUAUAAACUAACCUUGGCACUAGUUGCUAACUACAGAGGUGACACCAAUGCAUUGUGUUUCCCUGGAUUGAUUCUCUUCCUCUACAGUCUGACUUCGCAACCAGCCUAAUUAUCUGCAACAUGAAUAUCUUGGUGGUGUUCUUCCUGCUUCAAUGGGCAAAAGCGAAUCUCGGCCAAAGUGCAAACUUGCGGCCCAACUACGUUCUUUUCGUGGCGGAUGAUCUCGGUAUCGGAGACUUGGGAUGUUAUGGAAACACCACUCUCAGGACCCCUCAUAUAGACAGCCUGGCAGAGGAUGGAGUGUUGUUGACCCAUCAUGUAGCUGCAGCUUCAUUGUGCACCCCAAGCAGAGCGGCCAUUCUGACAGGUCGAUACCCAGUCAGGUCAGGAAUGACCUCCUUCCACAGAAUUGGUGUCUUCAUUUUUGCAGCAGGGUCAGGUGGGCUUCCCACCAAUGAGACCACCUUUGUCAAGCUGUUGAAAGAGCAAGGCUACUCCACUGCCUUAAUAGGGAAGUGGCACCUUGGUUUAAAUUGUGAAACAAGUGAUGAUCACUGUCAUCAUCCAGCUCGCCACGGGUUUGAUUACUUCUACGGCCUGCCGUUGACUAAUCUGCGCAACUGCAAGCCCAACGGCAGCAACGUCUUUAUCAUGGGAUCUCAGCAUGUCAUCCAUACCACUCUCCAGCUCGUUACCCUGGCACUCUUCACGCUGCUGCUCCUGGACUACCUGGCACUCCUGAGGGUACCUUGGAGAACUCUGGGUUCUGUCUUCCUGGCCGCGGCACUGCUGCUUGUCGUUCUGGUGCUCUUCUUAUCCCAGUUUCGCAACCUCAACUGCAUCCUGAUGCAAGAUGAGAAAAUCAUUCAGCAGCCCUUUUCGUUUGACAACUUGACGCAGAGAAUGACCAGUGAGGCCAUAAGCUUCUUGGAACGCAACUCAGACCAUCCAUUUCUGCUCUUCAUGUCCUACAUACACGUCCAUACGGCACUGUACGCCUCCCAGGAAUUUUUAGGGAAAAGCAAGCAUGGUUUGUAUGGGGACAGCGUGGAGGAGAUGGACUGGAGUGUAGGACAAAUCCUGUCUUCAUUGGAAAGGCUCAAACUAAGUAAGCAGACUCUGGUCUACUUCACUUCAGACCAAGGUGCCCACGUUGAAGAGAUUUCUGACAGUGGAGAGAUGCACGGAGGAUGGAACGGCAUCUACAGGGGAGGGAAGUCCACCAACUGGGAAGGUGGGAUCCGGGUUCCAGGUCUCCUCCGAUGGCCUGGAGUCCUGACAGCGGGCAAGAGAGUCCAUGGACCAACCAGCAACAUGGACCUCUUCCCAACAAUCGUCAACCUGGCCCAAGCCAAGAUGCCAAGUAAUCGGAUCAUUGACGGCCGGGAUUUAAUGCCUUUACUCAGAGCGGAAGUGGAGCAGUCAGAGCAUGAAUUUCUCUUCCAUUACUGUAACAGUUACUUAAGUGCUGUUCGCUGGCAUCCAAGGAACAGCUCCGCUGUAUGGAAAGUACACUUCUUCACACCUAACUUCAACCCAGAGGGGGCACAAGGCUGCUUUGACACAUACGUUUGCCAGUGCUAUGGACGAUACAUCAGCUACCACGACCCACCUUUGCUCUACGACCUACUGAGUGACCCAUCAGAGACGGCACCUCUGACGCCCACCUCUGAGCCCCGCUACCACCAGAUCCUGGCGGUGAUGUCAACAGCGGUGGAGGACCACCAGAAGGGUGUGACGCCCGCCCCCAACCAAUUGUCUCUGGCUAACAUACUGUGGAAACCGUGGCUGCAGCCCUGCUGUAGUACCCUGUGGGAGCACUGCCACUGUGGCAAGGAAGGGGGCAAGAGUGCACCACAGGAUGGCACAGUGGAUUCAGACUAUCCCCCGACGGAGGCCUGACUGGGACCAUAAUCCAGAUCCAUGAGGUGCCGGC